Messenger RNA from Onychostoma macrolepis, 3394 nucleotides. RefSeq names its product protein tyrosine phosphatase receptor type Eb (gene ptpreb). The record is from RefSeq and is a predicted model, not a curated record. The coding region runs from base 351 to 2393 and encodes 680 amino acids. Gene Ontology annotation, molecular function: protein tyrosine phosphatase activity. The transcript has 21 exons. Lineage: Eukaryota; Metazoa; Chordata; Actinopteri; Cypriniformes; Cyprinidae. Gene Ontology annotation, biological process: protein dephosphorylation.
ACGGCGCAUCAUCAUCACACGGCAGGCACCGGCGCUCGUGAACUAGAGGAAGGACCACAGACACUAUCUGCACAGCAUCCUCAACAACCACCAGCACUCAACACUGGAUUUUACCCACACUUUACAUGGACCGGGACAUCACACUGGCAGUGGCUAUCUAAGGAUAGCCCAUCCGGAGAGGACAAUGAAAAAACCUGCACUCAUAUAUUAUUGAAGGACAGAAGUGCCUUCACAGAUAUCAUGACUCCUGGAGACCUUUUGGAAAAGUAUCAUAAUAAUUAAUGUCUCCUCCUUUUUUGAAAGCUCUGGACUGAGAAGUUGCCUUGGAGUGAGACAAAUUUCACAUUUCCAUGAUGGUCCUGUUUCUUGUUUCAGCAGCUCUCAUUUCAAACAGUUCCUCUCAUGGAAACCUGACCACAGAGUCUCCAGCGCCUCAGGGCUCACAUGUCUUAGCCUCAGGACUCGUCACCUCCCUCCUGCUUGUCAUCUUUCUUCUCCUCAUCGCCUACAUUCUGAGGUUCAGAGAGCAAAGGAAGGAUCUUGUCGCCUCGGUUGACAAAAAGUUGCCAAAUGGCUUUUUGGAAGAUCAAGAACAAACGGUGGUGCUCCUCCCCAGAUCACCCUCUCCAUCAAAGCGUUAUUUCCCCAUGCCUCUGGACUCCCUGGAGGAAGAGUUUCGCCUACGCAUGGCAGAUGAUGGCAAACUGUUCCGAGAGGAAUUUAAUUCUUUGCCUUGCGGUUUUGGCUGUGGUACCUUUGAAGAGGCGAGCAGAGAGGAGAACAGAGAAAAGAACAGAUAUCCUAAUAUUCUGCCCUAUGACCACUCAAGAGUGCUGCUUUCACACAUAGAUGGAUAUAUGGGCUCUGAUUACAUAAAUGCCUCUUAUAUAGAUGGCUACAGAGAAAAAAACAAAUUUAUUGCAGCUCAAGGCCCAAAACCAGAGACAGUGGGAGAUUUCUGGAGGAUGGUUUGGGAGCAGAAAUCUGCCACUAUAGUCAUGUUGACCAACACAAGAGAGCGAAAAGAGGAAAAGUGCUAUCAGUACUGGCCUGAGCAGGGAUGCUGGAUCUACGGCUGUGUGAGGGUGGCAAUGGAAGAUGUCACAGUGUUGGUGGACUACACAAUCAGAAAGUUCUGUGUGCAGCACCAUGCUGCUGAUGGCUGCAGACCUCCAAGGUUGGUGACUCAGCUGCAUUUCACUAGCUGGCCUGAUUUUGGCGUACCCCUCUCCCCUAUUGGCAUGCUUAAGUUCCUCAAGAAAGUCAAGACGGUCAACCCAGCCCAUGCUGGACCAAUCAUAGUGCACUGUAGUGCUGGGGUUGGCAGGACUGGGACGUUCAUUGUGAUUGACGCGAUGAUGGAUAUGAUGCACGCUGAAGCAAGGGUGGAUGUGUUCGGCUUUGUGUCCAGGAUAAGAAAGCAGCGCUGUCAGCUCAUUCAAACAGAUAUGCAGUAUUCGUUCAUUUACCAGGCACUUUUAGAGCAUUACCUGUAUGGUGACACAGAGUUAGACAUUGCUUCUUUGGAAGGCCACCUCCACAAACUCCACAACACGCACACACAAAUGGACCGAGUGGGUCUGGAGGAAGAAUUCAGAAAAUUGACUAAUGUCCGCAUAAUGAAGGAGAACAUGAGAACCGGAAAUCUGCCCGCCAACAUGAGAAAGAACAGAGUACUGCAGAUUAUCCCAUAUGACUUCAACAGGGUAAUAUUAUCAAUGAAAAGAGGGCAAGAAUUCACAGACUACAUUAAUGCAUCUUUCAUAGAUGGUUAUAGGCAGAAGGAUUACUUUAUAGCAACUCAGGCACCUUUGGCUCACACUGUGCAGGACUUCUGGCGCAUGGUAUGGGAGUGGAAGUGCCACUCUAUUGUCAUGCUGACUGAGCUGAAAGAGAGAGAACAGGAGAAGUGCGUGCGUUACUGGCCAGCAGAGGGCAGCGUUUCAUUUGGAGAUUAUGUGCUGGAGCUGAAGAGAGACUCGCUUUGCGAGACUUUCAGCAUUCGAGAUAUGCUGCUGUCAUAUGCAUCAGAAAAGCAGACCCGUCUAGUCAGACAGUUCCACUUCCAUGGUUGGCCAGAGAUUGGAAUCCCAUCAGACGGAAAGGGAAUGAUUGACAUUAUUGCUGCAGUGCAGAAACAACAGCAACAAUCUGGAAACAACCCUAUAGUUGUGCAUUGCAGUGCUGGUGCUGGUCGGACUGGAACCUUCAUUGCCCUCAGCAACAUCUUAGAGCGGGUCAAAGCCGAGGGGUUACUGGACGUAUUUCAGACAGUGAAGAGUUUACGCACUCAGAGACCACAUAUGGUCCAAACUGUGGAACAAUAUGACUUCUGCUACAGAGUUGUGCAAGACUUUGUUGACAUCUACUCGGACUAUGCUAAUUUCAAAUGAGUGCAGCUUACCAACACACAUUUAUAUUAUAUUUAAACUGAAGAAUAUUACUGUGGCUUAGUGACACUCCAUGCACUUGACAUUUCCUAUUCUUGUUAUAUGCAGUAAGGUAAUAUUUUGUAUAUGACCAGACUCCAGUGGCUUAACCACGUCAAGUCUUUUGCAUUAAGUUUUUGUUACAUUUGUGUAAGUAUUCAGUAUGAAAUAAGUUUUUUUCUUUUAAUAUGACCAUAAUCUUUAAUUUGUACAUUAACAAGUUUUGUUUACUACAAAAUUAUUUUUAUUUAUAAAUUGUGUUCACAAAAUUGUAAAGCAUUCCAUUCUGAGUAUUUGUUCCUUCUAUUUAUGCUCCAGCUUGCUUCCCAGAAAAAUUGUGCAUGGUUAUUUGUGUGUACUAGUGUACUAAAAUGAAUUAAGAUACUUCCAAAUUUGAAUUUUAUGGCAAUUCUUGGCCAGACUCUAAUUUGCAUCAGUCCUGAUAAGUCACUUGUACCAUAUACAUGCUCUUCACCUUUCACAUCACCUUCAUAACCUGACUGAAAUGUCCAACCACUUAAUGAAGCUUUAGCAGGCUUUAAAGUUUCUGUGAUGAUAAUGCUGUUUAUUCUUAUGACUCCAUAAGCCAAUCAAGUACCCAAGAAGCUAAAACUGUGACAGAGAUAUGGAUAUGGAUUAAGUGUACUGUACAACAUUCAAAGGAAGUAGUAAAAUCCAUAGUGAUAUUUGGUUGAGGAAUUAAUACAUGCCAUUUAGGGUUUAGAGAAACCUGUGAAAUAACAAAGGAAUAGUUUCCUUUCAUUAUUCCCCACAAACACAAUACCUUGUGUUUUUGUCUGCUUGUUUGAGCAAGGUCAGAUAGAAAAAAGAAAAAAAAAACAUAACUGUGCUGUCACUGCAGUGUUACUACAACUGGGUGAGAAAUUCUAAAGAAAAUGAGGAAAAACGUAUGCCUUAAUCCUGAAUAACACCAUUUUCUGCAAUAAAUGUUUCAGUCAAUACUU